Bathycoccus prasinos is the source of this 483-nucleotide messenger RNA. RefSeq lists its product with no specific name. Bases 1 to 483 code for a protein of 160 amino acids. The transcript has a single exon. The record is from RefSeq and is a predicted model, not a curated record. NCBI's taxonomy places the organism in Eukaryota, Viridiplantae, Chlorophyta, Mamiellophyceae, Mamiellales, Bathycoccaceae.
AUGAAUCGAUUGUACGUCUUAAAGGCGUUCGAGAGGACGAGGAAAAGCGCUUUAAGAGUCUCGUCGUCUGUAGUACCGUCGAGUAGUACGAGUGGUAGGUUUUGGUCGAGAUCGAACGCGUUUUCAUCGUCAUUCUUACGAGAACAAGAACAUAAACUUUCGAGAGCGAAUGGAAAAGAACAGACGAGCGUCGCGGGGGAAACGGAACGAAGUUUACGAAGGAAAGAGGAACCGCAAAACAAAUUCCUGGAAUCCCUCCGACGAGAAACGGUGGAGAACUUAGAAGAACACCACGUUUCCGACGAUGCAAAGGAGGAGGAGGACUUUAAACCGCCGACGAGAGCGUUCAGUCUGAGAGAGAAAACGUUUCGAGAGAAACGGGGAGAACUUAAUAUGCUGCCGAAAGAAAUCAACGGACCGAGAGGUUUAGAACCGACGCGGUUCAAAGAUUGGGAAGUUGGAGGGAGGUGCACUGAUUUUUAG